Messenger RNA from Nerophis lumbriciformis (worm pipefish), 1509 nucleotides. NCBI's taxonomy places the organism in Eukaryota, Metazoa, Chordata, Actinopteri, Syngnathiformes, Syngnathidae. The record is from RefSeq and is a predicted model, not a curated record.
AUGGCCAACACGGAGAACGGCCGUCGGCCCUUGGACACAAGGAGCAUUCGGACCGUCAGCAGCAGCCACAUCGAAGACGGAAGUUCGUUGGGUUCCGACUCCGAGAUCAACGGUUUCACCAGCGACAGACAAACGGACAAAUAUGGAUUUAUUGGCGGAGCACAACAGUACACGGAGGAGUCAGCUCAGGAUGUACCUACAGCAGUGCUCCGGCAAAGGGAGGUGAAGUGGUUGGAUAUGCUCAAUCACUGGGACAAGUGGAUGAUCAAGCGGUUCAAUAAGGUGAGGCUUCGAUGCCAGAAGGGAAUUCCUCCUUCACUGCGAGGCCGUGCGUGGCUAUACCUUUCAGGAGGGAAGGGCAAGAAAGAACAAAACCAUGGAAAGUUUCAGGAGUUGGAUAGCCAGCCAGGGGACCCCAAAUGGAGCGAUGUGAUUGAGAAAGAUCUGCAUCGACAAUUUCCAUUCCACGAGAUGUUUGUGUCACGGGGAGGGCACGGGCAGAAGGAUCUUUUCCGUGUUUUGAAGGCAUACACUCUGUACAGACCAGAGGAGGGAUACUGUCAGGCACAGGCUCCCAUUGCUGCUGUGUUACUCAUGCACAUGCCUGCUGAGGAUGCAUUCUGGGGGCUGGUACAGAUUUGUGAGAAGUAUCUUCCUGGCUACUACAGCCCAGGCCUGGAAGCUAUACAGUUAGAUGGGGAGAUCCUUUUUGCUCUGCUGCGACGUGUCUCUCCUUUGGCCUUCCGCCAUUUGGAGAAGCAUAAGAUUGACCCCAUCCUCUACAUGACUGAAUGGUUUAUGUGUGCCUUCUCCAGAACACUGCCGUGGGCGUCUGUGUUGCGUGUCUGGGACAUGUUCCUCUGUGACGGUGUGAAAAUAAUCUUCCGAGUAGGCUUGGUGUUGCUAAAGUGCAUGCUUGGUAGUCGUGAGAAGCUGAAGGCUUGCCAGGGACAGUAUGAAACCAUGGAGCUUCUUCGUGCAGUGGAGCCACGAUACAUGCAGGAAGGUUUCCUUGUCCGAGAGAUCUUGGAAGUGCCGAUUACAGCGCGUGACGUGGAAAGGGAACAUCACAGCCAGCUGAAGCGCUGGCGGAAGAACCGCGGCGAACUCAAUUUCAAAUCUCCUCCCAGGAUGCACGGCGCCCGACUCGUCAUGCUGGCCGACCCCCCGAGGCGCCAGGACCUGCAGCAGCAUCCCACUAUUCUAUUGGAGGAGGCGGAGCUGCUGAAGAAGGAGCAGAAGAGCAAAAAGAAAACCCUGAAGAAGUCUCAGGUCCCUGAAGAGAUUCCCAACCCUUACCCUCUUCCCAACAGUGCGCCACCCCCACCAUCUUUUCCACCAGCCCCGCCUCCAAUGCCAAACAAGGCCCUGGAGAAUGUGCCACAGACUCAAACAGAGCUACUUCACCAAGGCCGUGCGCUCCCAGCAGACCUCCCCCCUGCCAAAGAGACUCCCCUGCAGCAAUCCACACACAGCCUUAGCAGCACAGACCAAGAUACGUACCUGUAA